This is a messenger RNA of Cuscuta campestris, 3168 nucleotides long. NCBI's taxonomy places the organism in Eukaryota, Viridiplantae, Streptophyta, Magnoliopsida, Solanales, Convolvulaceae. The record is from the annotation of a GenBank genome assembly.
CUUCUUCUUCACCACAGCGAAGACCAUCUCAAGGUCGACGCUCCAACGUCUCUCCCUGAAAAUCGCCCCUCAUUCAACUCUCCAACGGAUAUAUAAUUCUUGCUAUAAAUUGGCGAUGAGUCGAAGCUCCAAGGAAGGGGGGAACAACAGAGAGGGCAUCGCACCAAACAAGUAAGUGAGCAGCGGCUUUGGCCGCUGCAAUUGACGCCACCGGAGAAGGAAGCAGACGGCGGCCGACCACGGCUCGCCGGCGUUCGACGAUGGUCGGCGGUGAUAGGUCAGGCGGUCCCUUCAAUCUCCAAUUCCUUAAUUUUUUAUCUUUUUCCUCUAAUUGGUAACCCUAUAUGUUAUUUCUUCAAUUUUUUUCUCCAUUUCUUUGUAAAAGUGUUGUUUCAAUUCAAGUUUACACUUUUUUUCUUGUUUGUGUUAAUUUCGAAAAUCCCAAAAUGUCCUAGCGAAGAUCACGAGGAGCGAUGGUGGCGAAAAUCCGUCGAAAACGAUGAAGAAGGAAGAUCUAAGAAGUAGUCAAGGUUGUGGCGGCAUUACAGAUCGAGGUUGCAGGGCAAGAGGUCCCCAACUCAUUUUAGGGCUUUCAGUAAUUUUAGGGAUUACACAUUCUUCAGGACAGUCACAGAGUGGAGUGGACGCGGACAGCGGACGACAGGCGAGAAACGGCUUAGUGCGACGACGGGCGAGGCUUCACGGCGUUCCCGCUUCCGGAGGCGUCGAGACGGCGAGUUUUCCAAAUUGGCACUCAUCCGAUUCUCUUAGUCCCAUUUCACGCUGGUCUCCAGGGAUGGAAUUCAGGAUCUUAUUUCCCUCUGACAAUCCUCCCCUAGCCGUGUUAGUUGCGGCUAGAAUCUCUGGAGUUGCUUUCUCUCCUGAUGCAACCCUCAGCUCUGGUUCGCCACCCAUGAUUGUUCUACCUGACGGGUUGAAGUUGAAGGGAGCUUUUGUUCUCUUAAGGUAUAUUGGACGUAUCUCAAGCAUUGCUGAAUUCUACGAGAGGGGUCCCUUUGAGUCUGGCAAGAUUGAUGAAUGGCUAGAGUAUGUUGCUACUUUUGCUUCCGGCUCUGAGUUUCAGGGAGCAUGCAAUUACGUGGACCAAUUUUUGCAGCAACACACUUUUUUGGUUGGGAAUAAUCUUUCAAUUGCAGAUAUUGCUGUGUGGUCUGCCCUUGCAGGAGCUGCCCAAAGGUGGGAAAGUCUCAGAAAAUCAAAGAAAUACCAAAAUCUUGUGAGGUGGUUUAACUCAAUACUUGAUGCAUAUGAACCUGUUCUAGGAGAACUGAUUGCAACAUAUAUUGGCAAAAAGAGCUCUGCAAAAGCUGCAACCAAAGUAAACGAGCAUCAAGUUUCAAAUGCUACUCCUGUCAAUGCUGGAUCUGAGGUAGAUCUUCCAUAUGCUGAGGUUGGCAAGGUGCGCCUGCGGUUUGCACCUGAGCCUAGUGGAUUUCUUCAUAUUGGCCACUCUAAAGCUGCUCUUCUAAACCAGUAUUUCGCUGAUCGGUAUAAAGGUGAAGUCAUUUUGCGCUUUGAUGAUACGAAUCCAGACAAAGAGAGCAAUGAGUUUGUGGAUAAUCUUUUGAAAGAUGUCCAGACUCUUGGAAUUAAAUAUAAAGCAGUAACUUACACAUCAGACUACUUCCAACAGUUACUGGAGAUGGCUGAAAAACUGAUUCGAGAGGGUAAGGCAUAUGUUGAUGAUACACCACGAGAUCAGAUGAGGGAGGAAAGAAUGAAUGGUAUAGAAUCAAAGCAUAGGAACAACACUGUUGAAGAGAGUUUGACAUUAUGGAUGGAAAUGAUUGCUGGUUCUGAAAGGGGUAAGAUGUGUUGUCUUAGAGGGAAGUUGGAUAUGCAGGAUCCUAACAAGUCACUUAGAGAUCCAGUAUAUUACCGCUGCAAUGACACUGCACAUCAUAGAAUUGGGUCUACAUAUAAACUGUACCCAACAUAUGAUUUCGCGUGCCCCUUUGUUGAUGCUGUUGAAGGCAUUACUCAUGCACUUAGGUCUAGUGAGUAUCAUGAUCGCAAUGAUCAGUACCACUGGAUACAAACAGACAUGGGGUUUCCAAAAGUUCAUAUUUAUGAGUUCAGUCGUCUUAAUUUGGUUUAUACACUUCUAAGUAAGCGGAAGCUGCUCUGGUUUGUUCAAAAUGGACUGGUUGAGGGGUGGGAUGACCCGCGUUUUCCAACCGUGCAAGGAAUAGUGCGCAGGGGGUUGAAGAUUGAGGCAUUGAUACAGUUCAUUCUUGAACAAGGAGCUUCAAAGAAUCUGAAUCUCAUGGAAUGGGAUAAGCUAUGGGCCAUCAAUAAGAAGCUAAUUGAUCCUAUAUGCCCCAGGCAUACUGCUAUAAUAGAAGAAAGACGGGUUUUGUUGACUUUGAGCAAUGGCCCAGAGGAUCCAUUCACACGUGUCAUACCAAAGCACAAGAAAUGUGAAGCUGCUGGGAUAAAAGUCACUACUUACACAAAGAGAGUUUGGAUUGACUAUGCUGAUGCGGAGUUGAUUUCUGCAAAUGAGGAAGUGACUUUGAUGGAUUGGGGUAAUUCUAUUGUGAAGAAUAUAGAAAAGGACCAGCAGGGCAAUGUAAUAAGUUUGACAGGUGUAUUGCAUCUUGAAGGCUCUGUCAAGACUACUAAAUUAAAGCUUACUUGGCUCCCUGAUACAGAUGAACUUGUGAAGCUCUCUUUGGUUGAUUUCGACUUCAUAAUAACCAAAAAGAAGCUCGAGGAUGAUGAAGAUUUUGUUGAUGUUGUGAACCCAUGCACGAAGAAGGUGACUUCUGCAUUUGGGGAUUCAAACAUGAGGGACUUGAAGAGAGGCGAUAUAUUACAGCUGGAGAGAAAAGGCUACUUUAGAUGUGACGUUCCCUUUGGCAGCCCAACAGAGCCCAUUGUUCUCUUCGCCAUACCUGACGGGAAAUCUCAACCUGUAAUGAGGUUUGCAGCUCUUAAUGGAAAACACUAGUGAAUCUUAAGCCCAUGAAUGAGACGGUUGACUUCUGGCUUUGAUUUUUUUUUUCUCAUUACUAAAUGUUGCAUCUUCUGUGUUUUUUUGUGGGUUCUAUCAAUUCUUGAGUUUAAGACUGAAAAAAAACAUUUUAGUGAAUCGAAAGGAUUGGAGCGUUAAGAUUUGAUUCCAAAUACACUACUUGACCGAAA